AUGAAAGUGGUUGACGCUGUGAAGAAUGACGUCCGCACGGAUGUGACCUGGAACAAGGUCGGUCGGCUAACGACCAAGGCGGCGAGGGCAUUGCCUUCUGCCACCGCGCAGUACAUGAUCGACAAGGUGCCCAUCGUCGGCUGGCUGCCCCGGUACAACGUCCGAUGGCUCAUCAACGACACCAUCGCCGGCUUGACGCUGGGUCUUAUGCUCAUCCCUCAGGGCCUGUCCUAUGCCUCACUUGCGACGAUUCCCAUCCAGUAUGGCUUGAUGUCGAGCUGGUUUCCAUCAGCCCUCUACGCCUUCAUGGGGACCACCAAAGAUUUGUCUACCGGCCCGACCUCCCUCAUCGGGCUCCUCACAUCGGACAUCGUCGCGUCCUUCGGCGAGGGCUCACCAUACUCGCCUCAGCAGAUCGCGUCCGCGGUUGCCCUGUCAAUGGGUAUAUUCGGCAUGAUCUUGGGUUUCUUGAAGCUUGGCUUCCUGUUGGAGUUCAUCUCCAUCCCCAUCAUCACUGGCUUCAUCUCAGCUGUGGCCAUCACCAUCCUGCUCAACCAGAUGGGCUCUCUGCUCGGCUCGGACGUUUCAUCCGACGGUGCUGCCAGCCAGAUCCAUGACGUCUUCGCAAACCUCGGUGGAGCCAGUGGCCUCACAUGCGCCAUCGGCUUCUCAUGCAUCGCCUUUCUGACCAUCCUCGACAAGUCUGGGAAGCGGUGGGGUGACAAGAACAAGGUCAUCUGGCUUCUGUCCAUUCUGCGCGCUUUCCUGGCCUUGGUCCUCUACACGGGCAUCAGCUACGCAGUGAACCACAACCUGGGUGAGGACGACCACCUUUUCAAGGUGGUCAAGGUCAAGUCCAACGGUCUGGAGACGCCUCAGAUCCCUUCGAUGGACCUUGUCAGCCAGGUUGUUGGCAAGAGUAUCACCGUGUUUGUCGGUGCGGCCAUCGAGCACACAGCCAUUGCGCGGGCCUUCGGUGUGAGGAACGAUUACAUUCCUGACCAGAGCCAGGAGCUCUGUUACUUUGGAGUUUGCAACUUCUUUAACAGCUUUUUCCAUUCCAUGGGUGUUGGCGGUGCCAUGUCCAGGACAUCUGUCAACUCUUCCUGCAAAGUCAAAUCACCGUUGUCCGGUUUUGUCACAACUGCGAUCAUUCUCGUGUCCAUAUACAAGCUGGUGGGUCUCCUUUACUGGAUCCCGAAGGCGGCGCUCGCAGCAAUCAUCAUCUGCGCGGUGUGGCCCCUAAUCUAUCCGCCCUCGACCUUCUAUCGCUUCUGGAAGACCUCCCUCGCCGACUUCAUCACGUCGAUGCUGGCUUUCUGGAUUACUUUGUUCUAUUCGACUGAAUUCGGUAUCUUCAUCCCAGUCGCUUUCAACAAAUUGGCUUCUUCUCUCGACGCCGCACGGGGAUUGCCGACGUCGCAUGUUGCUGAUCAGAUGAUGCUGGAUGUUCAUGUCUUCCGCUUCAACGAGUCGUUCUUUUUCCCGAACUCGCACCGCCUGACAGCACGCAUCCUGGACUCGGUCCAGACUCACCACGGCCCCAUCUACAACGGUUCGCGAGGCGCGGAGAGAGAGCGAAACUGGUCCGUCGUGGCUGAGAAGCGCACAAACCGCCUCCGGGUUGCAGCUGGUGUCACUGACCCCUCGGCCCUGCCACCUAUCGGCCUGGUCGUGCUUGACUUCGGAAGGGUCAACCACAUCGACAUCACUGCCGUGUCGCACCUCAAGACUCUGACAGCCGAGAUUUACAAAUACGGCGGCAAGGGUGUCGAGUUCCGCUUCGUCGAUAUGAGCCCUUACGUGCGUGAGAGGUUUGAGAGGGCGGGGUGGAGGAUCGUGGACGGCAGCGUGCCGCUCUCCUUGUCCGAGGCCGAUGAGGCCAAACAGACUAGGCUCUUCAACUCAGUUGCCGAGGCUGUCAUGGCGCCCAGGAUGAGGGACUCGCACUUCGAGGAGCAAUAUCUGGAGAAGUCAGACACGGUGAACACGCUGAAGCCGACAGCGUCGUACAUGGAAGAUGCCUGA
This is a messenger RNA of Diaporthe citri, 2028 nucleotides long. RefSeq lists its product as uncharacterized. Gene Ontology annotation, cellular component: membrane. Gene Ontology annotation, molecular function: sulfate transmembrane transporter activity. The transcript is spliced from 4 exons. Lineage: Eukaryota; Fungi; Ascomycota; Sordariomycetes; Diaporthales; Diaporthaceae. Gene Ontology annotation, biological process: transmembrane transport. The record is from RefSeq and is a predicted model, not a curated record. Bases 1 to 2028 code for a protein of 675 amino acids.